CGGAUUGAAAAUCAGGGAGGGGAUCUGAGAAACCCAACGCAACAAACUAACAGCGAUGCAGUGCUUAAGUUUUUGAUCAUCAUAACGGAUUUUCCAGCAGUUUUUAUUUUUUUUAUUUUUUUUAGACACAAUACGCAAAACAAAGGAUUUUAAACACAACUUCAGAAUCGUCAUGCCACGAUCGUUUUUGGUGAAGAGUAAAAAGUGUUCAUCUUACAAUGUGCACCGACCGAUUGACACCGAGCAAAGUGAACCCAAACAACUCUCGGAACCAGCACCCAAGACAAUCCCUGCACUGGUCUCAUUGGAACCAAAGGAACGUAAUUCCCCAAAGCAGCCCCCGUUAGAUUCUGUCACUCGCCUGUCCCACAGAGACCCAUAUGACUUCAUCAAGUGUGAGAGAGAGCCUGACUGCCCGAUACCGUCUCUCCCUGAGCUGCCUGUUACAACCAGCCAGCCUUAUUACUUAUCCGAGACUCAACUGGCAGAGUUCCCUUCCUACUACAAGAGCUCUUAUGCCUGGCAUCAUGUUCCCUCACCGUUUGAUUUCAGGCAGAUGAGCUUUCCUCCAUCGCUCUUGCAGCACGCCAGCAACCUGUAUGGAGCUCACCUGAAGGAAAGCUCAGAGCCUUCACAAGUGCUGGACUACAGCACACACUACUCACCUACGUCUAACACCUUCCACUGCAUUACCUGCGACAAGGUGUUCUCCACCCCUCAUGGCCUGGAAGUUCACGUCAGACGCUCUCACAGUGGUACACGUCCCUUUGGAUGCAGCAUCUGCAGAAAGAGCUUUGGCCAUGCAGUUAGCCUAGAGCAACAUAUGAACGUCCACUCUCAGGAAAGAAGUUUUGAGUGUAAGAUGUGCGGAAAGACCUUCAAACGCUCCUCAACAUUGUCCACUCACCUGCUGAUUCACUCUGACACACGGCCCUACCCCUGCCAAUACUGUGGCAAGAGAUUCCACCAGAAAUCCGAUAUGAAGAAACACACCUACAUCCACACAGGAGAGAAACCUCACAAAUGCCAGGUGUGUGGGAAGGCCUUCAGCCAGAGCUCCAACCUCAUCACACACAGUCGCAAACACACCGGAUUCAAGCCAUUCGGUUGUGAGAUCUGUUCCAAGGGCUUCCAGAGGAAAGUAGAUCUUCGCAGACACCACGAGACUCAGCACAGCGUUAAAUGAUGUGAUGGACAGCAAGGAAGGAAUGAAGACCACCCAUGGCUGUAAAAAAACAAACAAAAAAAAAACAAUGGAAAUAUAUGAAAUUAAAAGUUAGAGUUUGUUUUGUUUCUUUAAAUCAACUCAUGUUAAAGGAAUCCGAGUUCGCUCAAUCAACAAGUUAAGCUCAAU
Messenger RNA from Myxocyprinus asiaticus (Chinese sucker), 1354 nucleotides. It is a transcript of the gene gfi1b, whose product is annotated as growth factor independent 1B transcription repressor. Gene Ontology annotation, molecular function: RNA polymerase II cis-regulatory region sequence-specific DNA binding; DNA-binding transcription factor activity. Bases 173 to 1186 code for a protein of 337 amino acids. Lineage: Eukaryota; Metazoa; Chordata; Actinopteri; Cypriniformes; Catostomidae. The record is from RefSeq and is a predicted model, not a curated record. The transcript is spliced from 7 exons. Gene Ontology annotation, biological process: regulation of transcription by RNA polymerase II.